AUGUUCAAGUUUUUCGCCGUUCUCGCAUUUGCUUUAUCAACAGUUUCUUCAGGAACUGUGAAGCAUAAAAAAGAACCCGUAGUUCUUGAACCGUAUCCAGAAGGUUCCUACGUUUCCUACAGUCACUUCGAUGAUAAUAGUCUGGGAGGUCACGGACACGGUCACGUAGACUACGACACCGGAAAAGCUAGUGGUGCUGAAUUAGCUAGUCUGGCACAUAACUCAGCUUUACAAGCUAAUAAUGCAGUACAAAGUCAACAUACAGCUGGAAGUCAAGCUGCUUUCGGAAUAAAAAGCAGUUUAGCCAGUGCUGCUCAUGGGGCCGCGCAAGCCGCACAAGCCGCUUUAGUAGGUAAACAAGCUCUUGCUAGUAAUUUGAAGAGACAAUUAUACGAAGCUCAACAACAGCUCCAAGGUGAAGUAGCUUUAUAUCAACAAACCCAAGCCACGGCUCAAGCUGCCGAAAAUACCGCCCACCAAGCCCAAUCUCAAUUGAACGCUUUAACGGCCGCAGUGACUGCUGCUCAAGCUGGAGCCCAGCAAGCUAGUCAAGCUGCUGGUGAAGCCGCGCAAGCUGCCGCCGCCCAGCACGCUAUGGUGGUCGAAGCUAAGCAACGCAUCAACCAGAUCUCCGCCCAACUUCAGAAUUGUUUGGCCGAUUUACAUCAAACCGAACAGGCAGCUCAAAAAGCGGCCGCUUCGGCGCAUCUGGCUCAAUCCAACGCAGCUGCUGCGGGGGCUGCGGCCGCCGCCCACGGAAAAAAUUACGGAGGAUACGACUAUCAUCAUUAGGGUUGCGACUUUUAUUUCUUAGGAUUUUUGUAUUGAAUAUUUUUUUAAUAAAAAGC
Diorhabda carinulata is the source of this 848-nucleotide messenger RNA. RefSeq lists its product as uncharacterized. The transcript has 3 exons. Lineage: Eukaryota; Metazoa; Arthropoda; Insecta; Coleoptera; Chrysomelidae. The record is from RefSeq and is a predicted model, not a curated record. Bases 1 to 792 code for a protein of 263 amino acids.